CUCUCUCGUGUCAUCUGCGUCGACCUCUCUCCGCAAAGCUAGCUAGCUCUUGAGUUCGUGUGAAUUUGCCAAGCAUAAAGCACGAGCUAGCUCUAGGCUGUCUUGCUGCCUACUUGGUAUACUUCAUAUAUACAUACAUACACACCAGAGAGGGAGAGAGAGAGAAAGAGAGAAAGGGGUAGUCAUGUGCGACUACUUCUUGAAGAGGGUGGAUGGCGACCAGCAGGCCGGAGACCUCACCGACAUCGUCCGAGCUGGCGGGGCCAUGCCGGCUGGCUCUGCCGAUCCCCCGUCGUCGACGGCCACCGAGUGGCUGCAGCUGCCGACUGACCCGAUCCUCUUCCCGCUGCCCCAGACGUCGUCCUCGGACGGUGCUGGGCCGAGCAGCGCAGACGCUCUCGGUGACCCGUUCUCCGGCCUCCCGGAUGCCUUCAGCACCGACUACCCCUCCUCCUCCGGCAGCGCCGCCGCCGACUUCUUCGACGCCGUCCAGGACGCGAUGGGUAUCGGCAUGGCCAAGCAGGUCGGCUUCGUCGACACGACCGGCUGCGGCGGCGGUGGAACAACUGUUCGUGCUGGUGGCAGGUUCCUGGACAUGAGGAAUCACCAUAUGUUUCCAAGGGAGAUGCCGAUGCGCGGGCUGUCGCCGUACGCGCUGAUGGGCGGUGACGCGGCGAAGCUCGGCGGGCCGAUGGCCGGGCACGGGGUGGCGGCUGGCCCGUGCGCGUUCGACGCCGUCGCAGGGCUGCAGAUGUCGUCCUCACCGCGUGGCGGGGGCAUCAAGCGCAGGAAGAACCAGGCAAGGAAGGUGGUGUGCAUCCCAGCACCUGCAGCAGCAGUGGCCGGGAAGACCACUGGGGAGGUUGUUCCUUCUGAUCUCUGGGCUUGGAGGAAGUAUGGCCAGAAGCCUAUCAAAGGCUCCCCCUACCCAAGAGGGUACUACAGAUGCAGUAGCUCCAAGGGGUGCCCUGCACGGAAGCAAGUGGAGCGCAGCCGGACGGACCCCAACAUGCUGGUCAUCACCUACACCUCGGAGCACAACCACCCGUGGCCGACGCAGCGCAACGUGCUCGCCGGCUCCACGCGGUCCCACUACGCCAAGAAUAGCAGCAGCAACACAGCUGCAGCUGCGUCCAAGAACAGCAAGAACUGCUCGCGCAAUCAGCACAAGCCAGUCGUCAAGGCAGAAUCAAAGGAUCAAUCCGCCGCUACCCCGGCCGCCACGAGCACGACCACCACGGCGACCACAAGCACCGGCAACAACACACCUCCCAUGACUGUGAAAGAGGAGGCAGAAAUGGAGAGAAGGAUAGGCGGUGAUACUACAGCAACGGUGGGUUAUUACAGUGAUCAUCUCCUGCAGCAGAUGUUCAGCCAGAGCUACAGGCCGAUGAUGCCCGAGGAGGCCGGCGGCUACCACCACCAGGACGACUUCUUCGCUGACCUCACUGAGCUGGACUCCGACCCUGUCAGCCUCAUCUUCUCCACGGAGUACAUGGAGGCCAGACCUGGCAAGGAGAAGGCAGCAGCCAAGGACGACGUGGAUUCAUUAUUCAUGAUGGACUGGGCGCCCGCUAGUGCUGCUGUUACUACUUCUGCAGGGAGCGCACUUGAGCAAGGGGACAUGGGUUUAUGAGUUUUGACGUCAAUUAGUUACCUUAAAACAUACCAGGCUUGCAUCGAUGUGCAAAUGCAAACACCACACUUGAGGACAUCUCUAGCUAGAUAUAGGCUUGAAAUAACCUUAAUGAUAACAGGAGCAAGAAAAGGAAAGUAUGGUUUUCCCCCUCUCUCUUUACUUUUUAUAUUAGUUAUUACACACUGCGUGCUCCUCCCUGAUGUGUUAUUGAGUAUGGUUUUGAUGAAGAUGAUCUAGUAUAUAGUACAUUUUUUUCUUGGUACAUUUACAUAGUAGGAGGUAAGACAAACAGUCUUUCAAAUGGAAACUAAUAGAGAACCGGCCUAGACGGUUUUCGGUGGCUUCUCGUUCUUCAGAAUAUGAAGAACAUGGACUUGUUUCUUGUUAAUUAUUCAUGUUUAGAAGAACCCGGAGUCCACACUAUGAUUUUGAGAGAUUUUCUGAGUUUAUCUUCGUGCUUCCAGACAGAGUAUGUCGAAUGUGGGUGCAUGGAUGAAAGUGUUACCGAGAGCUUAGUUAAUGGAGUUAUAGUUGCUCAUCUAUAUUGUACAUAUGAAGAACAACA
Messenger RNA from Triticum dicoccoides, 2204 nucleotides. Its product is annotated as probable WRKY transcription factor 35. Gene Ontology annotation, biological process: regulation of DNA-templated transcription. The record is from RefSeq and is a predicted model, not a curated record. Bases 185 to 1636 code for a protein of 483 amino acids. NCBI's taxonomy places the organism in Eukaryota, Viridiplantae, Streptophyta, Magnoliopsida, Poales, Poaceae. Gene Ontology annotation, molecular function: DNA-binding transcription factor activity; transcription cis-regulatory region binding. The transcript has 3 exons. Gene Ontology annotation, cellular component: nucleus.